UCAAAUGGUGCCUAUUGAUCUGCGUGGCCUCUCCGUCGCCGCUCCUCCCCGCAUCCUCCUCGACCUACCCCCGCCGCCGCCACCGCCUUCGCCGCCGCCACCGCCACCGCCGCCGCCGUUCCCCAUUUCCCCGCCUCCUCCGCUCCCAUCUCCAACCUCAUGAGUUCCCGCUCCGAGCCGCUCCUCUCCGGAUCAACUUCGCUCGCGCAUGGAUUUGAGGAGGCUCGUCCCGGCGGCGAAGCCCUCCCUCGCCGUCCCUUCCGUCGCGCGCCCCCUGAUCAGCUUCUCCUCCAAUGCCCCGUCGCCUCUCAAACCAGACCGCCGCUUCGACCCGCCGCCCGGUGAUCCCCGGCCCGAGCCUCCUCCGAGCCGCCGCCCCGCCGACGGGGGCCCGGCCGGAUUGGCGCCUCCGGUGCUUUCGAGCCGGCGGCUCGAUCGGGGCGUGCUCGAGUCCGUGUCGUCAAUGCUCUCGAGCCCGCGCCUCGCGCAGUCCCAGUGUAGGGCGGUGAUUGCGCGGUUGUCGCCCGUUGAGUUCGAUCGGGUGUUCUUCGCGGUCCGGUCGGAAGUUAAAAUGAAGACCGCCCUCAAGUUCUUUUACGUCGCGGCGCAGUCCUUUAACUUCCCGUUCACCGUCCGGACGUACUGCAUUUUGGUCCUGCUGCUCAUUGAUUCGGACCGGAUGCCGCGCGCCAGAUGGCUAUUGACGGAAUUGAUUCUUGGGAAGCUGCCUGUUUCAAGUGCGAAUCCCGGGAACCGACACGUUGAGUUGGCUGCCGUGUUGGCGGAGCUGAACCUGGUGUCUGGUCCUGAAGUAGGAGUUCGGGCAUUGGAUACGUUAAUACAUGUUUGCUGUACCCAAUUUAAAGAAAAGGGUUCGGGUUAUGCUUUUGAUGCGUUUAGGUUAUUAGCUGAUAAGGGUAUGUUUCCAUCUUUGAAGACUUGCAAUUUUCUGUUGAGUUUUUUAGUCAAAGCGAACGAGCUUGAGAAGUGCUAUGAAGCAUUUGAAGCCAUGCUUCGUGGUGUUGUUCCGGACGUUAACUUGUUUAGCAUUGCAAUCAAUGCAUUUUUCAAAGGAGGGAGAGUGGAAGAUUCCAUCCGGUUGUUUAGGAGAAUGGUAGAAUCGGGGGUAUCUCCAAAUGUGGUUACGUGCAAUAGCAUGAUUGACGGUCUCUGCAAGAACAGGAGAUUAGAUGCUGCAUUGCAGUUUAGAGCGAAGAUGACAGAAAACGGUGUGAAUCCGAAUCUUAUAACUUAUAGCAUUCUGAUUAACUGCCUUAUGAAAUUGGGGAGAUUUGAUGAGGCCAAAAUUUUCAUGGAAGAAGCUUCUGACAGAGGGUUUGUUUUGAACCAUGUUGUAUACAACCCUCUGAUAAGUGGGUAUUCUAAAGCAGGAAAAAUCGGCAAGGCACAGGAGAUUAUUAAGGAUAUGACAUCCAAGGGUAUUAGUACUAAUCCAGUAACUUUAAAUUCUCUUUUACGGGGUUAUAUCAUAAAUGACCAGAUGGAGAGCGCUGAGAUCCUUUUGGAGGAGAUGCUACUGAAGGGGCUAGCCGUAAAUCCCGGUGCUUUUAAUUCAGUGGCUAGCUGGUUAUGUAGCAGUUCUAAAUUCAACCGUGCUCUGAGACUUAUGAGGGAAAUGUUAUCAAGAAAUUUAAAGCCCAAUGAUGCAGUGUUGACCACAUUGCUUGGUGGACUUUGUAAAGCUGGAAAAAUUUCAGAUGCAGUGGAACUUUGGUUCUCGCUACUGGGAAAAGGAUUUACAGCCAACACCGUCACAUCAAAUGCUUUGAUUCAUGGACUUUAUAUAGCUAAUAAUAUGGAAGAGGCUUUUAGGAUCCUCAAGAAGAUGGUAGAAAGCGGUUUGGUCUUGGAUAUAAUAACAUACAACAUACUCAUCUUGGCUUUUUGUAAGAAUGGAAAAGUCGAGAAAGGUUUCAAGUUGAGGGAUGAGAUGGCUAAGAGAGGCAUUCCGGCUGACAUCUUUACCUACAAUUUGCUACUACAUGGUCUUUGUGAUAUGGGUGACAUAGAGAGAGCUGCUAAUCUCUGGGAUGAAUGCAAAAGUGCUGGUCUGACUCCUGAUAUCUACGCUUACGCAAUCAUGAUGGAUGGUUACUGCAGAGCUGACAAACUUGAAAAAGCAGAAAAGCUUUUCAAUGAAUUGGUCACGAAAAAAGUGCAACUAAACUCUGUUGUCUAUAAUAUACUGAUCAGAGCAUAUUGCAGGAAUGGAAAUACUUUGUUGGCCUUGCAGCUGCGUGAUGCAAUGAGAACUGAGGGCAUUCCACCAACUUCUGUCACUUAUGGUACCCUGAUGCAUGGAAUGUGCAUGAAUGGUUCUGUUGAGGAAGCGAGAUCCCUCUUAAGUGCAAUGAUCAAGGAGGGUGUCCAGCCAGAUGUUUUCUGUUGCACCACCAUCAUCGAUGGCUAUUUCAAGCUAGGCCAGAUGGAUAAGGCUGAGGCUGUGUUGCUGGAAAUGUCUUCAAAUAAGAUACACCCCAAUAAAGUUACAUAUACUGUGAUGAUUAAUGGAUAUCUUAGAUGUGGUGAUAUGAUAAAAGUAACUAAGUUUCUGAAUGAGAUGGCAGUAAAUGGGAUAGCUCCUGAUAUCAUUACUAGCAAUGUCUUGGAAAAUGGGUUAAGUAAACUCGGGAAGGCAGAUGAAGUUUCUGAAAUGUGCGAUCAGGUGUGUGGCAGAGGAUUACUGUUUGAUGAAAUCACAUAUACCACGUUGAUCAAUGGGUGGCUUCAGAGGCCAAAUAUUAGAUAUCCAGGGCCAUGAGGAAGAAUCUUGUGCUUAAGCAACUGUGAUUCUGGAACAAGCUCUUGGUCCAUCUGGAAUUAAAAUUUACAUGGAUUUUCUGAGUUGACAUUGUGGGACAAAGCUUGGUAGUCAUUGGGAUUGUUGCCAUGCCUUCUCAUAAGUUGAAUUAUGUCAUAAGCAUCACACUUGGGAGUCCAAAGCUGACUUUUGACCCUUCAUCUGCCAUUGGCUCUGCUACAUGUUCAUUUGGUGAAUUUCGACUAUGUGCUUGUCCUAUAGCAUAUGCUGAAGUAACGAUCAUUUGAUUUGGAUCUGUCACCAUGCUGCACGGACUGAGCAUCAUCAACCUGAUGCGUGAACAAAUUGCCGCUCCUUAGAAUUGACAACACUGGAUUGCGUCCAUGAUUUGGUGCCCAUUGGAGGUUCGCCUGAUGACCACACUAGAGCUCCUCCUGCACAGUUGAGAUUACAAAUAUUUUCAGGCGGCCCUGUUGCUGAUUUAGUCGGACUUAUGAGAAGACGGAACAGAGCGGCGUGAACACAUCUGAAAGAGUGAACGGCCCAAGGGCAGAGCUUCCUCGCCAUGAAAAGUGGCCGCAUUCGGAUUCCAGUGUCAUGCCGUGGGGGGUCCUGUUCGGCUAUUAUAGAGCUCGAUCCCUUGCCUCGCCAUCCGUGUCGCCGCGAGCAACGAGUGCCAAAGGAAAGCAAAGUUUUCGAUUUAGCCCAAGGUAUUCUCACAGAGAGAGAGAGAGAGAGAGGGAGGGACCAUUACAAGGGUCGGUUCGGAAGCUAAACGACAUUGCACGAAAAGCGGCGGACGGACGGGUAUUGCGACGACGACUGCACUCCAGCCAGAGCCGCCCCUCUUUUUUUCCGAUACGCUGCACCGUACGGCAGGGUCAAUCGUAUAAUUUGCAUAGCUGUGUGGAGCCGUGUAUGUCACUUCAUUCUUUACGAUAAGAAAGAUAGCAGGAAACAUGGAAAUAAAAGAAAAAUCCGAUUUCAUUUGUUCUUUUAAAUAAUUUGACUCUGUCAAAGCAAAUUUCAUUGGCUUUUGAA
This is a messenger RNA of Eucalyptus grandis, 3823 nucleotides long. RefSeq names its product pentatricopeptide repeat-containing protein At4g19440, chloroplastic. The transcript is spliced from 6 exons. NCBI's taxonomy places the organism in Eukaryota, Viridiplantae, Streptophyta, Magnoliopsida, Myrtales, Myrtaceae. The record is from RefSeq and is a predicted model, not a curated record. The coding region runs from base 209 to 2782 and encodes 857 amino acids. Gene Ontology annotation, molecular function: protein binding.